UUUAUAUGUGUGACUUUGAUGCUAGCUUGUUAACUGUCUCCUGGUUCUAUCCACAGUGAAAACACAGAUUGUGAUCAGGACAAAUGGAGACAACAGCAGUGUGUGACAUUGAUGUGGCGACCAGGAGAAUAGUGGGAGGCAGUGAUUCUCCUACCGACCUGGACAGCUCUUGUCAGGAAGUGGUUGCAGCAUUUGAUUUGGGCUUGUGCUUUGCUGAGGAGGAGAGAGGGGAAACUCCAGGCAGAGAGGAUAGUCCCAGUGAUCUUGGGGAGGCAGAGCUUGAUCCUGGAGGAGACCCCAAGAGUGGAGAAGACAAGGCCUUUGGGAAGGAGGUCGCUCUGUUGAUGCAGGCUCUGAAUUCUCUGGCCACACCUGAAGAGAAACUGGCUGCUUUGUGCAAGAAAUAUGCCGACCUGCUUGAGGAGAGCCGCUGCAUGCAGAAGCGACUGAAAGCCGUGCAGAAGAAGCAGUCUCAGAUUGUGAAGGAGAAGAUUCACCUGCAAGGGGAGCACAGCAAGGCCAUCCUGGCCCGCAGCAAGCUGGAGAGCUUGUGCAGGGAGCUGCAGAGACACAACAAAACUCUGAAGGAUGAGAAUGCUCAGCGGUCCAGGGAGUACGAGGAGCAGCGGAAGGAGGCCAUGCUACACUUCCAGAUGACCUUGAGUGACAUUGAGGUGCAGAUGGAGCAGCACAGCUCCCACAACACCAAGCUGAGGCAGGAGAACAUGGAGCUGGCAGAGAAGCUGAAAAAGCUCAUUGAGCAGUAUGAGCUCAGAGAGGAGGUAAGAUGUCUCAAAAUCUGUUAAAGAUGUGAUCUGCAGCAGCAGCUGAUGGACGCCAAGCUUCAGACAAUCACAGAGAUGAUGAAAGAAGUGGAAGAGAAGCAGCAGAGAGAGAGGGACUUUCUGCUGAAAGAUGCCACAGAAUCCAGACGCAAGUGUGACCUAAUGAAGGAGCAGGAAACACAACUCAAACAACAGCUCUCCUUGUACAUGGACAAGUUUGAGGAGUUUCAGAGUACUUUGGCUAAAAGCAAUGAGGUCUUCACCACUUUUAGACAAGAGAUGGAAAAGAUGACAAAGAAGAUCAAGAAGUUGGAGAAGGAGACAACACAGUGGAAGAACAAAUGGGAGAGUAACAACCAGGCCCUGCUGCAGAUGGCUGAGGAGAAAACUCUGCGCGAUGGCCACUUCAAGGCCAUGCAGGGGAAGCUGGAGCUGCUGGAGAGGCUAUGCAGAGCGCUGCAGAAGGAGAGGAACGACCUGAACAAUCGGCUCAGCCUCCUGCAGGAGCAGGGAGACGAAGGGACCACAGCAGCUCCUGAAGACCAGCGACAGGAGCCUUUAGCAGAAGAGCAGCAGGAGGGGGAGGAAGGGGAUGGGGAGGAAAAGGAUGGGGAAGUGGGCUCAACACAGGGCGUAAGACAGGAGACAGAGGGCAUUCACCAAGGCACCAGACGACCUGGACUUGACUCCUCUCCGGCGGCUACUGUCAAAAGCACCCCUCCUGCAGACACACAGUACUGAGCCAACCUACAUGUGUGUGAGUAUAGAGGAAAAGGUUGUGAUACUAGGGUUCCACACGCCUCCAGCCUAGUUCAAGAACUAGCCAGACAAACCAUCUUCAAUGGAGAUAUAGAUUUCCUCUGUUUUUUAAGUCUACACUUGCCUCUGCAUGUUUCUACACAGAAACUGAGCCUAUAUCUUUUUGUGUAAUCGUUUAAGAAGGAUAAAGUGACUUUAUCAAAGAUUCUAUUCUAAGAGCUAGCCCACGUUUAGGUUGGUUGUAAUAAUUGGCUUUAUGGCGAGCACUUUGUACUCCAUUUUCUACCAUAAGUGUAUUUUCAUAAGAAAUUUCAAUGCAGUCUAAUUGAAGCAGUCCAUCUUUAAUUUCUUUGGGCAAAUGGUCCAUCCCUGUGGUGUCGCAUCUCAUCAGAAGUUCUCCAGUGAUUCAGUCAGAAGUGGGUCCGUCACAUGCUUUUUUUCAUAGGUUAGUGUGUUAAUGAAGCCCACAGUGAGAAUUCAAUCUGAGGAGGAAGCAUACCUAGUGUAGAGCAAGCACAAUGCAGAGAUGGCUCGUUUGACAUCUUCAUUGUUGACAUCUUUUUUUUGUGUGUUAAGAUAAGGUGGUCUUUUGGAACCAGAAGUAUCUUAACAAAAUUAAUCUGUGAAUCCAUAUAAAAAGGCUACCUUGACCCACCUGUUUGCUAAUAACUAGUUAGCAUGCUACCCAUCAAUUUUGUUACAGAUUUUCCAAUAUUUUCUGUUUAGUAAUGAGUCUGAAAGCAAAAUUCUAAAGUGCACAAGCUGAACAAGCGUCACUAUGACCGACCCACCCUGUCAUUAUACCAGGCUAAUGUUGCUUUGCUAACUACAUGGUGAUGACUAGAGAGCUCUGCACAUAUCUCUCAGAAGACAGUUAUUUCAUUGCACUCAGUUGUUGGUGUGAAAGAAAUUGAAUUAGUUGUGUAACAAAUGAAAACAGAAGUGGAAACCCUGGUUCCUUUUUAUCACCCCCCCCUGCAACUGCAGAUUACUAAAAUUAAAUGAGCGUAUGUCACCAGAGUCUAAGGACGGUAGAUGUAACCUGGCAGCUGCAGUCAUGAUUAAUUUUGAUCAAAUCCCUUUUUGUUGAUACUUGAGGUGUUUUUUCCUAACGACAACAGUCUGUGGUUUAUGCAAUAUGCGCAUAAAGUCAUAGAAUUACUUAGUGUUAGGAUCAGAUGUGAUAGAAAAUAUAUUUUUGUCUAAGCUAAAACAAGACAAUUUUGAGUUCUUCAGUUUUCCUCAUUAAAACAUCUGUCGCCAAAGGGCUUCAUUUUAUACUUACAGCAGUAACAAGUUGAGUAGGCCCUGCUUGAUGGCAAGGUAAAUAGUGUAGUGGAGUCGAGUCGAGUGGAGUCCUGAUGUGUAGGAAAGGGAUCAUUGGCCGAUCAGAUGUUUGUAACAUACAUGAUCUCUGGUUUUCACACUUAAUUUUAUUUUAUUAUACUCAGUCUGGGUCAACACUGCCUCAUUGCAGCUGCUGUUCCUCAGCAGCUCUGAUAACCCUAAAAAACAUCAUUCCUGAUGCACAGCAUCUUGUUAAGCCCUAAGAAAAGUUCCAGUUUGUAGAAAUCAUGAAUCCGAGAAACUAAAGUCCAAUGAUUUUUGACUUGUCAUAGAGUAAUGUCCUUUCUGAAGUCUGCUUCAGCGUCUGAGUAAGGUCAGCGAGAGUCAGGUUUGGUUGUUUCAAAUAGUUUUCCUUCAUUAUGUAAUGAACAGUUGGCCUGUUUAACAUCUCAAUGAAAUGUCCUUGAAGACAUUGCCUUACUGUUCAGCUAAGUUUCUUACGGAAGUUCACCUUACACAUUUACCUUCACAUUGUGUGGACAUGUCAACUCAAAGGCUCGGUUGACGUGUGCGUACAUCUCUGGUAUCAAGUGGUGGACAGUUGUCACACCCCUGAGCCGCCUGUUUCCUCUUUGCCCAGACUGACACUCAGGUAAUGUCAGAAUCUACCUCUGUAGAAAUUGUGAUAGAAGAGGCACGAGUCACCACAGCUUCAGAGGGCUUUAUUUUUACUGAAAAAGCCCACACCCUCUUUGAUUGUACAAUGUUCUUGUAGUCCUGUCUUUCUUUUCAAUAAACUUUUUGUAGAAUUUG
Platichthys flesus (European flounder) is the source of this 3644-nucleotide messenger RNA. RefSeq names its product taxilin gamma (gene txlng). The transcript is spliced from 11 exons. NCBI's taxonomy places the organism in Eukaryota, Metazoa, Chordata, Actinopteri, Pleuronectiformes, Pleuronectidae. Gene Ontology annotation, biological process: regulation of cell cycle. Gene Ontology annotation, molecular function: syntaxin binding. The record is from RefSeq and is a predicted model, not a curated record.